GGUAAAAGGGGGGGGUUGGAGGGGGAUGGGCUGUAGGUGGCGGGUCGCUGAGGAGAGGGACGGGGCUGGCGGCAGCCAUGGCCUGUCUGGUGAAGAAAAUAAUCAGUACUGCCAAGGCUCCCGCUGCGCUGGGUCCCUACAGCCAAGCGGUGCUUGUAGACCGGACCAUGUACAUUGCAGGACAGAUAGGUAUAGAGCCUUCCAGUGGGCAGCUUGUCUCUGGAGGUGCAAAAGAAGAAGCUAAGCAGGCUCUAAAGAACAUGGGAGAAAUCCUGAAAGCUGCAGGCUGUGACUAUGGCAAUGUUGUGAAGACUACUGUUUUGAUGGCAGACAUGAAGGACUUCAAUGAUAUUAACGAUAUUUACAAACAAUUUUUCAAGUCCAAUUUCCCAGCCAGAGCAGCCUAUCAAGUUGCUGCUUUGCCAAAAGGUGCCCGAGUUGAGAUUGAAGCCAUUGCCAUUCAAGGACCCAUCCAGGAUGUUUCAGCCUCUCUAUAAGUAAAGGCUGAGUACCCUACGCGUAGGACAGGUGCUUUCUUCCAGAUUGUGGCCUUGCAGUCUGUAAAACAAGCUUACAGUGGCUUCUCUGUAGGCAAACCCUGAAACCCGUGGAAGCACUGCUAAAAUCCAUUGAGCCUGAUCGUAGAACAGGGGCCUUACAGUGUGAUGGUGACGAGGUAUUCAGAUACUAAAGUACUCAUUUUAGGUGAAUGUAUGACAGUUAACUAUGGGUGAUCUGGACGUGGAAAACUAAUGACUUGUAACAUUAGGUUUUUAGUAGUUCUUUAAAAUAAGAAAAGGUCAGAAAUUAGAAAACAGUAGAACACUUGAAUUAGUAUGUUUUCACUUCUGUGUUUUGGAGAAUAUUGUAUUAAUUUCUAAACUAUCUUAAAUGCUUUCUUUACAGAAUAGAUUAGUGUUGAAACUUGCUCACAUUUUGUUCAUAAAGAAGGUAUUGCUUAAGAGGGUGAAUAUUCAUUUCAGAAAGAAGAAAAUUAUGCUUCUCUGAAGUAAUGUCCUUAUAGUUGUAAAUCACCUGCAAAUAAAUCUGUGCCUGCAACCUUGUUCAUAGUCUUUCUCAUACCAAUUCAACUUUUUACUAUAUUGUGGUGAGGGGAAAAAAAAGAAGACAUUCCAAUUGUAUGAGGGGAAAAUAUCCUGUUUAAUGACAAUAAAUGAUAAUUAUAUCUU
Messenger RNA from Oxyura jamaicensis (ruddy duck), 1190 nucleotides. RefSeq names its product reactive intermediate imine deaminase A homolog (gene RIDA). Lineage: Eukaryota; Metazoa; Chordata; Aves; Anseriformes; Anatidae. The record is from RefSeq and is a predicted model, not a curated record. Gene Ontology annotation, molecular function: deaminase activity. The coding region runs from base 78 to 497 and encodes 139 amino acids. The transcript is spliced from 6 exons. Gene Ontology annotation, cellular component: cytosol.